UAUUUGAUUAAAAUAGUGACUAAAAGAAAUCCUAGUGAGCCAUCCAAGGAAUCCGACUUUAUGUAAACGUCAAAAUUGUUGCUCUGUUUCGGUAACCCCCGUCUAAAUUCUUUCGGAAAAUGGUAAAAUCAAAAUUUGCUGUCUACUUUUUCACCAACGGUCAACCGUUCAAACCACCACAUAAGGUUAUGGUCGAUCGCCAGAAGCUAGAAGAGAAUAAGGUGGUGGAACGGAUAAAUCGACUUCAUUACUACAAUGGCUACGUUGUCUACACCCUGUUUGGUGAAAUUCUUCGAUCGAUUCAAGAAAUUCACGAGGAUUCGGCAUUCGUGGCAGUACCUCGCGAUCAAUGCUUCCAACCAGGGCCAUAUUUCAAAGUGUUCCGGCAGUACAUAAACGAGAAACUCCCUGCUAUAAAGGAAGACAAGAAGUCCGAUAAGAAAAAGAAACCUAUAACAAAACCCUUGGGAAGUAGCUACGGCUGCAAGGCAGCGGCCCCACGACUAGCGAAAGAGGUUCGUUUCUGUCCUGGUUGUCGCCAUGUGGCUGUCGAUACACGGUGCAAAGACUUCGGCGGCGCAGGACCACGUGCCAAACUGGACACAUGUGCCUGCAACAGAAGUGACCCGCACGGAGAAUGUGUCCCCUUGCCAGUGAGACCGAAAUCCAAACCGAGACGGGCGAAAAAACGAGGAGGAUUGUGCAGUUGUUGUAGUAAAAAGGAGCCGAAGCGAGAAGCGCCGAUGGUACGCUUGAGAAAGCGAGAUAUGGAAGCGCUGGAGCAAGCGAGAGCCAAAAAAGAACGAAGACCAAAAAGUAAGCAAGGUAACACAUGCUGUGGGAAGAAACCCACACGCGAGGAGCAGUACAAGAAGCAACGUGAAAAGAUGAUCAAGCAACGGGAGAAGCGAAUCAAACAAGAGCAGAAGGAACGGAUUCAACAGCAAAAGGCUGCUCAAGCACGCAUCAGGCGACGUAGAGCCAGGCGACGUUGUUUAGCGUGCUGUUGCCCCUGCUGCGUCAAGAAACCGGAACCGAUAUGGAGACAACCAACGCCGCAUAACUGCGUGGAGCAUUUGAAACAGGCUCGCGAUCAUGCAAUACGACGACGCAGGGCUCUGCGGAUUCCAGAACAAUCUUCUUGGGAGAGCAUCACAUUCCCACCACGGUUCAAGAAAAAGAUUCGUGGAACACAAACUACCAAGGACGACUUGAAGAUGGCGCGAAAAGCUUCUAGCAAAGGAUGUUUUGGCGGCGGAAAAAAAGAGAAAACAGCUGAAGAAAAUGGAGAGCCAUAAUACUUGUUUAUUGCUCAAUGAGGUAUCGUUACAUUCGAACAAUGUAAAUAUGAAUCUUACUGGCUAUUAAAACUUGUAUUGCCUUCCUAUAUGAAA
Armigeres subalbatus is the source of this 1394-nucleotide messenger RNA. RefSeq lists its product as uncharacterized. Gene Ontology annotation, biological process: intracellular signal transduction. The transcript has 4 exons. The record is from RefSeq and is a predicted model, not a curated record. NCBI's taxonomy places the organism in Eukaryota, Metazoa, Arthropoda, Insecta, Diptera, Culicidae. Bases 120 to 1298 code for a protein of 392 amino acids.